AUGUCCGAUGCUCGACAUCAACCCGCGAAAGAAGGAUUUGAUCGAAGGCGCGAAAUCGAGGCCACGAGAACGAGUAAGACUCAGGCAUUAGUACGCCCCCGGAGCUCUUCCCUUUGCAUUAGCGCUCGUGAAAUGAAAGUGGCAUCGAUACGCCUCAACGGCGAAGCGCUAAAAGCGUGGUUUGUUAACUCGUCAGAAGGAGGAAGACCGAGACGGGACCCCGCCCAAGGGUUACACCCUAUUCCUAAACUUCAGAAAGGGUUCUUACUUAUCGCCGAAAGUGCACGAAAAACUCGACAAACAGGCCCGGGUCGUCGUCAAACUGGGCACUUAUGGAUUCCACUCUUCUAUUCGGUGCUACUGAACAAAAAGACAAUCUUUGGUUCGCUAAUCGAUGAUCCUUGGAAGUCUCCCUCGUCUGGGGUCUUUCGAUGGGAUCGGGUAUUCCCAGGAGUCGUUAAAGUGCUAGGAAUGAAAUUGCCCUUUGGGGGUCGACAAGCCAGAAAGUGGAUCGGUAAAGAGCGGGGCUGGGGUCGGAAACUAGCCAGCAAGUCAAGAGGUAAAGGAGUUCAGAGGAAUGGGUCUGGAAGAUUUCCACAUCGGGUUGGGGAAGAUGGUCAAAUCAAAGCCUAG
This is a messenger RNA of Striga asiatica, 633 nucleotides long. The record is from the annotation of a GenBank genome assembly. NCBI's taxonomy places the organism in Eukaryota, Viridiplantae, Streptophyta, Magnoliopsida, Lamiales, Orobanchaceae.